CUCUCCACAAAGACAUGGGCUCCUGCCGAGCGGCCACCAUCACCGGCACCCUCUCCCGCAUCUCUCUCAAUGAUGAGGAGGAAGAGAAAGGUCCCGAGGGACUCAAUUACUCCACAUUGCCUGGCAACAUCAUGUCUAAAGUGAUCAUCCAGCAGCCCUCUGGACUUCACAUGUCCAUGGGCAUGGGUGAUCUGGGAGAGCAGUGUUUGGACAGCACGGCAGACAUGCGGCGGACCGUAUACCUGUGUACAGACGACACCACCAGGCAGAGCGAGCAGGAGCUGAGCGGCCACCCCCAGCCGGGGCAGAUGGAAACGGACUACAUGGUCCUGCCUCGCAGUUCCGCGACCGUGGUGUCGGGGGCCGGGUCCAGCAGCAUUCCCACCCUGCUGAAGGAGGACAGCAAGAUGAGCAUGACCAUGGACUCUCUGUCGCACGACAGGUUGAUGCAUUACAAGAUGGGCGCAGAGUUUAACCUCGGGCCCUCUGGGAUGGAGCACAUGGGAAUGGAACAGCAGUACUCUGUCCAGGCAGAACACAUGCACAACUUGCCCUUCGAGCCACGCACGGCUGUGAAGAACUUCCUGGCGGAAAUGGAGGAAAGCGGAGGACUGUCUCGAAGCGAAACCGGUUCAACUAUAUCGAUGAGCUCUUUAGAGAGACGAAAGUCGAGGUACCAGGAUCUAGACUUCGAGGUGAGUGAAACCUUUGCUUGGCAAAGUGCAUGCGUCAGGCCUUUGUUGCACCAAGCGAAGGGCCAUUUGUUGCGUUUGUGUUUCGCCCCUUUAAUUUACAACUACUUUGUGUAGCACUUAAGCUUAUUGGAGUAGCAUGUCCUGACACAACUGCGAUUUAUGAAGCGUUGUGUGGUUUAGCGUAAAAGCAAUGCCGUCAGCCACCACAUAUUCCCAUUUUAUCCUUUUACAUCCCCUGAUUUCAAGCUGAAAAUCAAAAAAUAGCCUGUAUAUUUUCACAUUUUUAAGGUCACUUGCAGAAUCCCCCAGAGCGUUUCAGCCCUUUACCAAAAAAUGUAAUUGAAUGUCAAGUGCUACCACUGACCCUUCAUAUAUGCCAGUGCCGUUUGUCAUAACCUUGUCAUAGCAUUCAGACAAAUUUGCAGGGUGGGCACGGCAUUUUUACACAGUGAUAAAUUCUUUGAAAGUA
Sinocyclocheilus grahami is the source of this 1164-nucleotide messenger RNA. Its product is annotated as adhesion G protein-coupled receptor B3-like. The record is from RefSeq and is a predicted model, not a curated record. The annotation marks the transcript as partial. The transcript is spliced from 2 exons. NCBI's taxonomy places the organism in Eukaryota, Metazoa, Chordata, Actinopteri, Cypriniformes, Cyprinidae.